GCUCGACACAACACUUGAGUCACUGACAAUGUCAUCUACCUUCUCACAAUUCCAGCUCUCUCAAAGUGGCAAGGAAUUGAUCCACAAUUCAUCAACAAAAUGAAAGGCAUCUAUCUGAAUUUUGCUGUUCUUUCAUUGGCCAUGCUGCUGUGUCUAUGCCAAGCAAAAACCCACCUUCACCCUUUGAUCUUGGUACCCGGGACUGGAGGCAAUCAACUAGAAGCUAGGCUAACCGCAGAGUACAAGCCUCCAAGCUUGUUUUGCAACCGGUGGUAUCCAUUGAAGAAGGACAAGAAUGGUUGGUUUAGGCUGUGGUUCGAUCUAAGUAUCAUAUUAUCCCCCUUCACUAGAUGCUUUGCUGACCGCAUGAUGCUAAAUUAUGAUCCUUACCUCGAUGACUACUAUAAUGCCCCUGGAGUGGAGACUAGAGUUCCUAAUUUUGGCUCUAUUCAAUCUCUCCUUUAUCUUAAUCCCCAUCUCAAGCACAUUACUGCAUACAUGGAGCCCCUUGCAAGGUCCCUGGAACAAAUAGGUUACGUGGAUGGUGAAAAUCUAUUCGGAGCACCAUAUGACUUUCGUUAUGGUUUAGCAGCAGAAGGUCAUCCAUCAGCUGUUGGUUCCAAGUUUCUUAGUGACCUGAAACAUCUAAUAGAAAAUGCAAGCUCUUCAAAUGGAGGCAAGCCAGUGAUCCUUCUAUCCCACAGCCUAGGAGGCCUAUUUGUCCUUCAACUACUCAACCGAAAUUCGCCUUCUUGGCGUCAAAAAUAUGUCAAGCAUUUCAUCGCACUGUCUGCACCCUGGGGUGGCACAGUUCAGCAGAUGAUCACCUUUGCUUCUGGAUAUACGCUAGGGAUUCCCCUUGCUGAUCCUCUGAUAGUCAGGAAUGAGCAAAGGAGUUCUGAAAGUAACCUAUGGCUCUUGCCUUCUCCUAAAGUAUUUUCUCAGAAGAAACCACUUGUGAUUGCACAAAAUGCGUCAUAUUCAGCACAUGAAAUUGAACAAUUUCUUGAAGACAUUGGAGCUCCAGAAAGAGUGAAGCCUUACAAAUCGCGAAUUUUGCCUUUGGUGGGAAAAUUUGUGGCUCCUGAAGUGCCCAUUACUUGCAUAGUUGGCACUGGUGUGGAGACACCGGAGACCUUGUUGUAUGGAGAAUGCGGCUUUGAUGAGCAACCUGAGAUUAUUUAUGGAGAUGGAGAUGGAACAGCGAACAUAAUUAGCUUAUUGUCUGUGGAACUGGAAUGGGCAGAUAAUAGAAAUCAGACCCUUAAGGUGAUUAAACUUCCUGGGGUUUCUCAUACUGAUAUACUGCAGGAUGAUGCAGCACUUGGUGAAAUACUAGGACAAAUUAACAGCAUCAACUCUGAACUCUGAAGUCACUAGUAUCUCAUUCUCAGAAUAUUAUUCUGAGAAGUCAGUAAUGGCUGUAAUCGUCUAUCAAUUGAGCUGAUUCCCUCCGAAACAACUGCAGAAAAUCAGCAAGAAAGCAGGAGCAAACAUUUGCAUGUAAAUGAUGUCUUUCCCUGUAAUUAUUUUUUUGUUAUGGGCAGGGAACUAUAACAUGUUACGUUUCUUAUAUGAUUUGGCAAAUUUAUACUAUUAUAUUAGGGUGCACAUUGAUUUUGUUGUGUAUAUCAAAAUUUGUAUCAGGUGCAACCCUUCAAGGUCAAGGAUGUGUAUACUAAGUGUUGAUAAUGUACUGAUAUGAAGCACAA
Molecule: messenger RNA, 1712 nt
Organism: Coffea eugenioides
Lineage: Eukaryota; Viridiplantae; Streptophyta; Magnoliopsida; Gentianales; Rubiaceae
Product: lecithin-cholesterol acyltransferase-like 1
Exons: 2
Coding region: 100-1371 (423 amino acids)
Biological process (GO): lipid metabolic process
Source: RefSeq, a predicted model, not a curated record